AUGGCAUCACCUUUGUUCUUGUCGCGGGGAGCCCUGCCCCGCUUGGCUUAUCACACUGGCAUCAUCUUCCUCUUGGGGUUCAGGGACACCAGAGCUAACCCCAAGUGCCUGGCCCUAGAGCAGUUCUGCCAGGAGUCGGGACGGGCUUUCCUAAGCUUUGACUACACGGGCUGCGGCAGCUCAGAUGGGUGUUUUGAGGACUGCUUAAUCGGCCACUGGAAAAACGAUGUCCUAACAGUGCUGGAUGAACUCACCAGCGGGCCACAGAUCCUUGUUGGGGCCAGCAUGGGAGGCUGGCUCAUGCUCUUAGCAGCCCUGGAGCGGCCAGGGAGGGUGGCUGGGCUGGUGGCCACAGGAAUCGGGGCUGAUGCCUUCAUAACCCUGUACAGAGAGCUCCCUCCAGAGGUGAAGGUAGAAGUGGAGCAGACGGGAGUCUUUAACUACGAGAUGGCCGGGGCUGGGGCUGUGCUAAUUAAGCGGGAGUUCUUUACGGAGAUGGAGGAGCACAGUCUGCUGGGGCACCCGUCCAUCCCCAUCACCUGCCCUGUCCGGCUGCUCCAUGGCAUGCAGGACCAGUUCAUACCAUGGGGCAGGGCCGUGCAAGUGGCUGAGCAGCUGGAGAGCCAGAAUGUCCGCAUCAUGCUGUUCAAGGAUGGGCAGCACGGACUGAAGGGAGCGGAGGAGCUGAGGGUACUCGUGGGGACAGUCGGGGACCUUGCUGAGAGCCUGCAGAGAGAGCCAGGGCUCAGAGAGGGAACAGAGCCUGCUGAUGGGGCAGCGGUGACCAGACAAGGAGCCCCUUGUGGGCCCAGAGGCAAGGCCAGGGAGCAGGGCCACACUGAACCUAGCCCUGUCUAAUUAGUUAAUGAAGAGAUUGUGUAGUGCUGGGCCCCCACUGUCCAUGGCACCCCAAAGGCCCAAGCCAACCCCAUUAGCAUCAGGAGGUACUCAGAUCCUUGGCUUGCUAAUGAGCUCCCUGCAGGGGCUGAGGUGACUGGGCCCGGCUUGUAGAGCCAUGUGAGUCUGCUACUGUCCAGUGAAUCUGGAAAGCAGCUCCUUGAAGGAUCCAUGGCUACAGGGAUCGAAGGUGGGUCUCUGGGCUUAGAACAGAAAAAUUGCUCAACACCCUGCCCUCCCCCCUUUACAAAAACAUCUGAGAACCCCAAAAGGGCUCAGGUUUUUGAGAAAAACAUUGAACUUUCCUGAAGAAAUGGUCAGUGGUGCUGCAUUGUUUGGACCCAAAGCAUCCCUGGCUCGGUUUGUCAGCUGGCAGCUGUGAUGGCCCCAGUUCACUCCCUGGGGUAGAGCCGCACUGGGGUCACAGCAGGGUUUGCACAGCUGUCACUGGCCCCAUUCAGGAAAUAAAUCAUUUCCCCUCAUUGUUUCUCUGCUCUCGCCCUCCUGGCCUGGGAGCAAACAGGCUCAGGGAAGGAGGUUGGACAUUCAGUCGUCCCCCCUGGAGGUCCCAGCGCUAUUCCACGGCCCACUGCCUCUCAGGGGGGCUGCCAUGCAGGGUGUUGCCAGAAGCACUCUCACUGAGGGGGCCAGGCUAGGAGAGGCCUGGCAGGUGCCCAUGCUUUGGGCUCCCUCAAGGCUAGAUGAAAGGGAAUAAAACGGGCCCUCUGGAUCAGGAUUGGCUUUGCUCUGAGUCUGCUGGGCCAGGCUGGCUUCAUACCCGCGGGUUGGGCGUUUCCACAUGCAGUGGUUGUAGCGCUGUUGCUAUGGCAGUUGGGAGCGAUAUUUUUACCGGUACAAUGUCUCCCAUGGUGCUGUACUCCCCCACAGAAACUGCUAUGCCAGUCGGCAGCAGCCAUCCCCUGCGAGAACUGGGCUCACACCCGGGGCUGGAACUAGACUGGGGCGGUUAAAAUCUCCAACUUUGGUGUAGCCAGGCCCAUGGGCGUGGACUGCAGCCAGUCGCUGCUCGAUGUCCCGGGGCGGGGACAGACUGUGGGGUUAGCGCGUGCACCCGCUGCUGCAGCCAGGGGAACGCUUGGCUUUGUCUCCUGGGGACUGAUAAAAGGGGCUUCCCUUCCCCUGAACUAUGGUCCCCUCCCCGCCACCCCCCCCCCCCACCGCCUGUUCCUUUCAUCAGGGCAGGGAGAAAGGGCUCCUGCAAACCCGAGCAACGGGCAGAACUCUCCCUACUCCCCCUUCACUCAAAUACCCUGUAGCCACUCCUAGCUGAAGGCUCGCUGUCACGAGGCUGGGCUGGACCAGAGUCGCUCUGGACCUUGCUGUCUCAUGUCCCUGUCAGGGUGAGGUUUCAGCACGGGGUAAAUGUGUGCUGAUUGCUCCAUGGAAGUUGGGUCCGUUGCAGAUUGAAGGGGAAGGGCUCAGCAGCAGGUCUGACAGUGCUAGACCUGCAGCUGAGCCCCUAAUGGGGAUACAUGGGGCCCUGCCUUCCUGGAGUGAGGAGGCAGGAGACUGAGGGGUAAAGUGCAGAUCAACUUUUUUA
Messenger RNA from Dermochelys coriacea (leatherback sea turtle), 2458 nucleotides. RefSeq names its product palmitoyl-protein thioesterase ABHD10, mitochondrial-like. The record is from RefSeq and is a predicted model, not a curated record. Lineage: Eukaryota; Metazoa; Chordata; Testudines; Dermochelyidae. Gene Ontology annotation, biological process: protein depalmitoylation. Gene Ontology annotation, molecular function: hydrolase activity, hydrolyzing O-glycosyl compounds; palmitoyl-(protein) hydrolase activity. Gene Ontology annotation, cellular component: mitochondrion.